CUAACAGCAAUAGGUCAGUUAAUCACUAGUUAAUUAGAUGAUCACAUCACAUGCAUGAUGCAUGGACGUGUUAAGAAUUGAUAAUUUUUUUGUCAUCAUCUCACUCAAGUUUUGAUCCCUUCUCUUCUCCCUCUCUUCCUCCGGCUCCAUGGGAGGAGCACUUCUGCUCUCUCUGCUCUGCUUCGCCUUCCUCAAAGGAGCAAGGCCUUCGACGUUCACAGUGAAGAACAACUGCGGCUAUACCGUGUGGCCGGGCAUCCUCUCCAACGCCGGCGUGGCACCGCCGUCCACCACCGGCUUCGCGCUCUCCCCGGGCGAGUCCCGCGCCGUGGACGUCGCGGAUGGCUGGUCCGGCCGCAUGUGGGGCCGCACGCUCUGCGUGCAGAGCUCCUCCUCUGGCGCCGGCUUCGCCUGCGCCACCGGUGACUGCGGCUCUGACACAGUCGAGUGCUCCGGCCACGGUGCGGCCCCGCCAGCCACGCUGGCCGAGUUCACGCUCGCUUCCAUCGGAGGCGACGACUUCUACGACGUGAGCCUCGUCGACGGCUUCAACGUGCCGGUGCUGAUCGCGCCGGCGAACGGGAGCUGCCCGGCCACGGACUGCCCCGCCGACCUGAACGUGCAGUGCCCGCCGGAGCUGCGCGUCGUCGUGGCCGGCGAGACAGUGGCGUGCCGGAGCGCGUGCGAGGCGUUCGGGACGGAGGCGUACUGCUGCAGCGGCGAGCACGGGACGCCGGCGAAGUGCGCGCCCACGGCCUACUCCCGGCUGUUCAAGGCCGCGUGCCCGCGCGCCUACAGCUACGCCUACGACGACGCGACGUCCACGUUCACGUGCGCAGGCGGCAGUGCCGGCUACGGCGUCGUGUUCUGCCCCGCCGGCGGGUCGAGUGGGUACCAGGUGUCGCCACCGACAAGUGCCGCCUACCCACCAAUGGUGUUCUCGUCUCAGGGCGCAGAUCCGGCGACAAUCACCCUCCUUCCUCUCCUCAUGGCCAUCUUUCAAGUGAUGUCGAUGCAGUGAACUGGGUGAUCCGAAACAUUCAGCAAAAUUUGCUGGAGGAUGGAACCGGGCUCGGUUGGCAUUCACCCAAACAAACGGCAGAUUCGUCGCGAUACCAACCUGCACCGCAAAGAACACUUCAGGUUCCUCCUCGACCGGGCAGUUCCUCCUCGACUUGGCAGUGGCAUGGUUUCAGAGUGUGUUCUCUCGGAUCCCACCCGAGCAGUAUUAGGCCAUGUGGCAAAUUUUGUUUAGAUGCUCUGUAUUUUGUUGAGAUAUUACAUUUUUCAUAUCGAGGCGCGGACCUAGAGAGAGUCUUCUUCUUUCAGGAGCUGGCAAAUGUGUACAUGAAUAGAUAGAGUGCAAUUAAGUUUGUUCGAGUUUUCACCAUU
Molecule: messenger RNA, 1392 nt
Organism: Triticum urartu
Lineage: Eukaryota; Viridiplantae; Streptophyta; Magnoliopsida; Poales; Poaceae
Product: thaumatin-like protein 1b
Source: RefSeq, a predicted model, not a curated record